Messenger RNA from Echinostoma caproni, 879 nucleotides. The record is from the annotation of a GenBank genome assembly. NCBI's taxonomy places the organism in Eukaryota, Metazoa, Platyhelminthes, Trematoda, Plagiorchiida, Echinostomatidae.
AUGAUUUGCAUGGAUUAUGAUUCGGAUAAUGAUGCUGAUGAAUGUCAUUGGGAUGAUGAGUAUGAUGCUGAUUCAGAUGAUGAUGAUUCGGGUGAAGAUGAAGAUGGUUCGGAUGAUGAUGAUGAUUCCGAUGUUGAUGAUGAUGAUUCGGAUGUUGAUGGUGAUGCUGAUUCAGAUGAUGAUGAUUCGGGUGAUGAUGAGGAUUGUUCGGAUGGUGAUGAUGAUGAUUCGGAUGAUGAUGAUGAUGGUUCGGAUGAUGAUGAUGAUGAUUCGGAUGAUGAUGAUUCGUAUGAUGAUGAUGAUGAUUCGGAUAUUGAUGAUGAUGAUUCGGAUGAUAAUGAUGAUGUUUCCUAUUAUGAUUCGCAUGGUAAUGAUGAUGAUUCGGAUGAGUAUGAUGCCAAUUACGAUGAUGAAUCGGAUGAUGAUCAUGCUGAUAAGGAUUAUGAUUCGGAUGAUGAUGAUGAUUCGCAUGUUGACGAUGAUGCUUAUUCGGAUGAUGAUGAUGGAGAUUCGGAUGAUGAUUAUGAUGAUUCGAAUGAUGACGAUGAUGAUGCGCAUGAUGAUGCAAAUCAUUCGAAUGAUGAUGAUUCGGAUGAUGAUUCGUAUGAUGAAGAUGAUGAUCCGGAUGAUGAUGAUGAUGAUUCGGAUGACGAUGAUAAUGACAAGGAUAAUGAUGAUGGUGAUCCGGAUGGUGAUGAUGACUCGGAUGAUGAACAUAAUGAUUCGGAUGACGGUGAUGAUGAUUCGUAUAAUGAUGAUGAUGAUUCGUAUGACGACGAUGAUGAAUCGUAUGAUGAUGAUGAUGAAUUGGAUGAUGAUGAUGCCGAUUAUGAUUCGGAUGGUGAUGAUAAUGAUUCGGAAAAUGUUCAUGAUGAUUGA